CAGUGAUUCAGCCAUACAUCUUCGGUAUAGUCCAAUUAUGUAAACACAAUCCGAUUGAAUAAGAUUAUUAGUUAAAAAGAUCUUUUCUACUGGUAGCUUAAUUUGAUUGGUGACUAUGUUCCUUCUAUCCCCACUUUUCAGCUUAUCAGCCCUGAAGCUUCGCGAAUCUAAAAGAUCUCUGGAGAAGAUUGUACGACUAGGCUACUAAGCCGAAAUUUAGGCAUUUGGAAUGAACAAAACCAGAAAGACGAUCAGAUGCGAUCGCAUAUUCACUUGAAAGUAUUUUCUAGCUAACUUAUCGAAAUAUCUCAAAUAUCUUCUUCCGUACUAGAUAUCUCGCUAUAAUUUUAUAAGGAAAAUUGCUUGCUCGGUACUUGAUACCCUGUCCCGAACGACGUAAAACGACGUAAUCGACCAAAUUUCAACAUCUACCUUGCAUAUUCCCAACUUUAAACGAUUUAGAAAAAUCAACUACAAGAAACGCUACCUUCGUCGCAAAUUAAAAAGACGAAAAUGGCAUCAGACAAGAACCUAAACGAGCUCCUAAAAUGGAGCAUCGAGAAUUCAACACCGUCAGACCCCUCAGCGCCGGGGCCCCAAACGACAUUGACCGCAGAAGCCCUAGCUGCGAUUAUGGGUGCGCCGUCGGACGCAGAGCUGAUGCAAGCCUCAAUGGCCAAUAUCACAUCAACAGACCCGGAAAUCACCCUCGAGUCUAAAUUGACAGCCUUUGACAACCUGGAGCAAUUAGUCGAGUCGCUCGACAAUGCCAACCUACUUUCCAAGCUCGGGCUCUGGACACCCUUGCUCGAACUGCUGGGACAUGAAGAGGCGCGACUACGUCUAAUGGCAGCGUGGUGUGUCGGUACCGCCGUUCAGAACAAUGCCCCUAGUCAAGAGCGUCUCGUCGCACUCGGUGGUGUCGAAAAGCUCGUCGGAAUGGCCCUAGGCGAACGCAUCGGAAUGGAGAAGCGCGCCGGCACCGAGAAUCUUACAACCGAGGAGGGUGUUACCGCCGACAAGGAGACAAAAGCCGUGCGCCGGAAAGCGGUCUAUGCACUUAGUUCCGCCGUAAGAAACUACCAGCCGGCGUUAGAUGUUGCUGCCAAAGAACUACGGAAAAGAGGUGAAGAAGUUCAAGAAGGUAUUGAUGCGACCGACAUGGAUGCGGUUGACGAAGUGAUCAACGGCUUGAAGCAAAGGGCUAUAAACGCAUAAAAGCGUAGUUGUGAUGGCGAUGGGACAUGAACGGACAUCAUUACGGCAUUACCUCGGCGUUGGUGGGGUACAUUUGGGUCUAAAAAAGAGUUCUACGUAGCCACGAUAUGUUCGGCACAUGGCAUGGUUUCAUAAAUGAUCGAAUAAAAAUGACGCCUCAUGAUCGAUUUAACUCUUAUUUCAUUUUAUUUUGUAUUGUACAACUGCGUUGAUAGCAGCCUAUGGCAUCUUGACGUGAUAUGAUGAUAUAUGUACAAAUGGUAGAUUGAUAGGUUCGGUAUAAUACCCUAAUCUACUAACUUGCCGUAAAAUGGGAUUCCUAGACUCAUGCAGAGAAGCCUAGCAUGUCUAUCUGAUUUUGCUGUGGUUUCGAGGGUGACGCGGCAACCAGUGAUCAUCUUGGAAGGAUACAACUAAAAGUGUGUGAGCAAAUGAUUAAUUCCGUUGCCUGG
This is a messenger RNA of Hypoxylon trugodes, 1670 nucleotides long. Its product is annotated as Fes1-domain-containing protein. Lineage: Eukaryota; Fungi; Ascomycota; Sordariomycetes; Xylariales; Hypoxylaceae. Bases 514 to 1218 code for a protein of 234 amino acids. The transcript has 2 exons. The record is from RefSeq and is a predicted model, not a curated record.